Messenger RNA from Ruditapes philippinarum (Manila clam), 3063 nucleotides. Its product is annotated as troponin C-like. Gene Ontology annotation, molecular function: calcium ion binding; enzyme regulator activity. Lineage: Eukaryota; Metazoa; Mollusca; Bivalvia; Venerida; Veneridae. The transcript has 6 exons. The record is from RefSeq and is a predicted model, not a curated record. The coding region runs from base 127 to 579 and encodes 150 amino acids.
UUUCUGCAAUCUUGGCACUCAAACGCUUGUCUCAGAAUAGUUCGCGCGUGCGCAGUAUUGAAAUUCCGGGUGAAAGAAAUUACGGGGUACUAAGAGGAAAGUGGAAAUUUAACUAAACUAGAAAAAAUGACGGAUUUUAAAGUUACAGAUAAGCAAUUUACAGAUGCGAAGUCAACAUUCCAUCUGUAUGUUAAAAAGGGCAGCGAGGAGGUAGCUACUAAAGAUCUCGACCAGUUAUUUAAGGCAAUGGCUUUACAUAUUGAUGAUGAAAAACUGAAAGACUGGGCUGAUGAAAUGGACGAAGAUGCAACUGGAUUGAUAACAUGGGAAAAAUUCAAAGUUUUGUUCGAGCGUAAAUUAAAGGAAGAUGAAGAAGAAAAGGAAUUAAAAGAAGCUUUCCGUGUAUUGGACAGUCAAAAGAAAGGAGUUAUUCCUGUAUCUGACUUAAGAUGGAUUUUAAAAAGUUUAGGUGAUGAUAUUACAGAAGAAGAAAUAGAUGAUAUGAUAGCAGAAACUGACACAGAUGGAAGUGGAACUGUAGAUUAUGAAGAAUUCAAAAGCUUGAUGUCUUCCGAAUGAGCAUGCGCGAUGGACACCCAGGUUAAAUAUAGCUACAAUAAAUUAUAAAUGCCAUUUCCACGAUCAUCGAGUGUUUAAAGCCAUGACUAAUUGAACUGAAGGUUGUCUGCAGAUCUUAAAAAAAAGACAUUUUGAGAUCGUGUUUUGUCAUUGAAUUUAUCUUUUGACCUCAUUGCAUUCACUUCCGGUCGCCAUAUUUUUAUAUGUGUUGUUAUUGUUGCAGGAAGUUAAUUUGGCUCGCCAAUAACCCUAAAAAAACUGACAACUAACAUUUUACUUCCGGCUCGCUUAACAUGCACUGAUUCUAGAAAUUUUGCCUGCGCUUACUAGCUGCACCUCGUUAAAAACAAAUCGCACAAUGCGCUCGCAAACUAACCAUUACUUAUACUAACACGGAUGUUCAACAUUUUUAAUUUAAACUAAUAUCCUAAACCUGUUCUUUUGUUUACAGAAUUUUAUACUUUGAUGAUGGGAUAGACUACAUGCUCCAAGAGUUAACAUUUAAGCCAUUGAUAAUUCGCUUAUGUUGGACAUUUCGGACUUUGGCUGGGAACGAGCGCUUACGAGAGCCUCAUUUUUCGUACCAUGGCGUACAUGAUAUUAAUUCUUAUACAUAAUACCAAUUCACUAUAUUUACCCCUUACCCUGGCCUCCGUUGCAUGAUAAGAAAUUUAAAUGAUUGUUACCGCCCCUGAUCUGAUGACACACCCUCUAUUUAUGCAGGUAUCUUGAUUAAAAAUAUACUAUCACGCUUAUAAUAUACAGUAAAACCUAUAUAAAACGGCCACCGGUGAACAGUAUAUAAAAACAAGUAAGCGAAAUUACUGCCCAUAGGUUGCAUGUAAAAACGGUUAGGUUUUUUUAUGUACAUUUGUAUUGUGAUCCAAGUUUUUACUGGACGGUGGUUUGUUGAAAUAGGUUUGACUGUAGACUAGUAACUAUUUUUUACCAUUACUUGUCUAGCACUAAACACAAAAGCACCAUCUGGGAAACGCAUGUCCUUUUAUCAAACCUUUGAUAAAGUUUGUUACUAAAAAUACAUAAUGUUUCGAAAAUAAGAUCAAUUUCUGUAUGACCUUUUUUUAGUUAUAAGUCAAUAAAGUAAGUAAUGCACGGUGAGUAACUACUGGUUACCAUAGCUACGUAUGUCAUAUUUUGCAACAGAAUAAGAUUUUUGUUUAUUAAUGGAUUCAUUGCAUGGUGUUGAUUAAGAACUACUAAACUUUAAAUGAGCCGUGUCACGACAAAACCAACAUAGUGGGUUUGCGACCAGCAUGGAUCCAGACCAGCCUGCGCAUCCGCGCAGUCUGAUCAGGAUCCAUGCUGUUCGCUUACCAACCCUAUUACAAAUAGAGAAACUGAUAGCGAACAGCAUGGAUCCUGAUCAGACUGCGCGGAUGCGCAGUCUGGUCUGGAUCCAUGCUGGUUUCAAACGCACUAUGUUGGUUUUGUCUUGACGCGGCUCAAAUGUGUAUUAGGUCAUAAUUGGGCUGAAUACUAUCAUAGCAUAUUAAUAAAGUAUACAUGUACUUAAUGCUGGAAUUGAAAAAGAAAAUGAAUAAAAUGUGGACAAAAAUACUGGACCGGAAAUAAUUAUGUUGAAAUAUUAACCCCAAGUUGCUCAUUUAAUAUACUAUUCAUGUUUAAAAGAAUAUUUAAAAAUUGUUAAUAACAAAAUAGGAAAAGUUUUAAAAAAAACUUUGUUUUAGUAUUUUGGCCGAUGAUGAAGCGUAUUUUUGUUAGACUUUUAAAAAAAACGUUGUUUUUCUUCUUUUUUUUGUAUUUUUCAUAUGUUUGUAUGAUUGUGAAGUUUUCCUGAUUUUUGAGCUGGUCGUUAAAGAGUUGAAAGUUUUUCCUAAUUUUAAGGCUGGUCGUAAAGAGUUUAAGGUGGCUGUUUAUUGGCUACAGAUGUUGCUUAUGUUUUGCAAUUGUUUGUGUUAAUUAAUGUAAUCGUGCCAUUCCUUCAUUUAAUAUAACAUAUGAAAAUUAAAUCUGUUAGAAAUCAAAGUGUAUUUUAAGGCAUACGAAAGAAAAAUUCUGCAAUAAUUUGAAAGAAAAAUUCUGCAAUAAUUUUUCGUGUCUUGUACUAAGAAUAAGUGGUGCAGAGACUGGGGAAAAUGUUUUAUGUAAAGAAAUAAAUUAAAGUAAAUUUAUUGUUUUAUUUUCGUCUUUCAAUUGUUAACAAAGGCAAUCAUGUUUGUUUUUAAUUUAUAUACAUUUUAAUAAGCUUAUAUUCUUAAAAAAACUGUUUUCUUCUUCAUAAAAUCCAUUUUUCAUCUUGUUCAAGGGCUCAUAAUCUUUGCCUGCUAAAUGCUAGAGUUACGACCCCUGUUGCAAGUUUUAAAGAUGGUACUAUGAAAAGCAUUGGUCCGAGAUGGCAAAACAAAUAUUUGAAAAAAUGAUAUAACUUGUAAAUACACCCAUUUAUUUCCAUAUCAUUUAAAUACAAUUAUCUUUUGAGAAAUAAACUGAUAAUUUACAUUG